This is a messenger RNA of Helobdella robusta, 438 nucleotides long. RefSeq lists its product as hypothetical. The transcript has 3 exons. The record is from RefSeq and is a predicted model, not a curated record. Lineage: Eukaryota; Metazoa; Annelida; Clitellata; Rhynchobdellida; Glossiphoniidae. The coding region runs from base 1 to 438 and encodes 145 amino acids.
AUGGCCAAUGACCAGAGACCACAGGCCCUGCGGUACCACCGGUGUUCAACAGGGAAAAUUCAUGGCUUUCAGCAAAUUCCAGAAUCCGUACACGUCGUCGUCCACGAUGUCUAUGGAGACCAAAGCCUCCAUAACCCAUUUGCUUCAUCUCUAACAUUGCCGUUAAGGUUGCCACAUAUCAAUGGUAUCUCUGAUGAUGGUGUUUUCUUGACGGCAUCUGAGAGUGUGUUCCAGAAGUCAUUUUGGCGUCUUCAGAUUCACUGGUCUGUGAAAACAGAUGUCAAACCUUCGCCUUUCCAGCAUGUCGACGAUCUCCAUGAAGUGUCCAGUAAGCGAUUCAAUAUUCAAGUGCCAAGCGAUUCAAGUGCCAAGUCUGAUAUUCCAGGAAGGGUCGCCCAAUUUUCUACAACAUCCCUCUACUGUUGCAUACUUCCUUGA